Molecule: messenger RNA, 3576 nt
Organism: Enhydra lutris kenyoni (northern sea otter)
Lineage: Eukaryota; Metazoa; Chordata; Mammalia; Carnivora; Mustelidae
Product: DDB1 and CUL4 associated factor 15
Exons: 13
Coding region: 5-1807 (600 amino acids)
Biological process (GO): protein ubiquitination
Cellular component (GO): Cul4-RING E3 ubiquitin ligase complex
Source: RefSeq, a predicted model, not a curated record
GAAAAUGGCGCCCAGCUCGAAAUCGGAGCGGAACAGCGGGGCCGGGAGCGGCGGCGGCGGCCCCGGGGGCGCCGGGGGGAAGCGGGCAGCAGGGCGGCGGCGGGAGCACGUCCUCAAGCAGCUGGAGCGGGUCAAGAUCAGUGGGCAGCUCUCCCCUCGCCUCUUCCGGAAGCUGCCGCCCAGGGUCUGCGUCUCCCUCAAGAACAUUGUGGACGAGGACUUUCUCUACGCAGGACACAUCUUCCUGGGCUUUUCCAAGUGCGGCCGUUAUGUUCUUUCAUAUACCAGCAGCAGUGGGGACGAUGACUUCUCCUUCUACAUCUAUCAUCUGUACUGGUGGGAGUUCAACGUCCACAGCAAGCUCAAGCUGGUCCGGCAGGUGCGGCUCUUCCAGGAUGAGGAGAUCUAUAGUGACCUGUACCUUACCGUGUGCGAGUGGCCCAGCGAUGCCUCCAAGGUCAUCGUCUUUGGGUUCAACACCCGCUCAGCCAACGGGAUGCUCAUGAACAUGAUGAUGAUGAGUGACGAGAACCACAGAGACAUCUACAUCAGCACCGUGGCGGUACCACCGCCAGGCCGCUGCGCCGCCUGCCGGGAAGCCAGCCGGGCCCAUCCAGGCGACCCGAGUGCACAGUGCCUGCGGCAUGGCUUCAUACUGCACACGAAGUACCAGGUGGUCUACCCCUUCCCCACCUUCCAGCCCGCCUUCCAGCUCAAGAAGGACCAGGUGGUACUGCUCAACACCAGCUACUCCCUGGUGGCCUGUGCCGUCUCCGUCCACUCAGCAGGCGAGAGCAGCUUCUGCCAAAUUCUGUAUGACCACACCGCCUCCCCUCCAGCCCCCCCCAGCCCCCCUGGGCCCCAGAGCCCUGAGGUGCCCCCUGCCCUCCCCAGCCCCUGCCCUGAAGCAGCUCCCACCCGGCCCCCUGGGGCCCCCGAGCCCUCACCUGCCAUCGCCAAAGCCAAGGAGUUUGUGGCCGACAUCUUCCGCAGGGCCAGAGAGGCCAAGGGGGGGACCUUGGAGGAAGCCCGGCCACCCCCUUGCCCAGGGCCCUCGGGCAGCCGCUGCCGUCUGCCCUCAGAGCCCCUGGCCCCAGGCGGGGAGGUGGUACCCCGAGAUAGCCCCCCAGCGGCAGAAGCACCAGCCCCAGAGCCGGGCUACGUCAACUACACCAAGCUGUAUUAUGUGCUGGGGUCCAGCGAAGGGACAGAACCGGAGGAUGAGUUCGAGGAUGACAAGAUCUCCUUGCCCUUUGUGGUGACUGAUCUCCGUGGCCGCAACCUGCGGCCCAUGCGGGAGCGGGCUGCCGUCCAGGGGCAGUACCUGACGGUGGAGCAGCUCACACUGGACUUUGAAUACGUCAUCAAUGAGGUCAUCCGCCAUGACGCCACCUGGGCCCACCAGUUUUGUUCCUUCAGUGACUAUGACAUUGUCAUCCUGGAGGUCUGCCCGGAAACCAAUCAAGUCCUUAUCAACAUUGGCCUGCUGCUCCUGGCAUUCCCGUCCCCAACUGAGGAGGGCCAGCUCCGACCAAAGACCUAUCACACCAGCCUCAAGGUGGCAUGGGACCUCAACACAGGCAUCUUCGUGACAGUCAGUGUAGGCGACCUCACUGAGGUCAAGGGGCAGACCAGCGGCAGUGUCUGGAGCUCAUACCGCAAGAGCUGCGUGGACAUGGUCAUGAAGUGGCUGGUGCCUGAGAGCAGCGGCCGCUAUGUCAACAGGAUGACCAACGAGGCACUGCACAAAGGGUGCUCGCUGAAGGUUCUGGCAGACAGUGAGCGAUACACGUGGAUUGUGCUGUGAGGGCCCGGCCGCUCUGGACACUGACUCCAACUACCUCCGCGGCCUGGGAGCCGGUUGCCUUCCUGGCAGCCUCUCCCCGGCUGGCUGGCCAACCGACCGAUGACCGACCGACUGACGGACCAGCGCUCGUGUUAGGCUGCGGGGAAGGGGGCUGGGCGGGGCAGCCCCUGGUGGCCUGAGAGUCUGGACGCUUCUUAUUUAUGCCUAUUUAAGUUGGGAAGGGGCAGAGGGAGGGAGCCCCCUGACCCACCAGCCUCAAGCGCCCACCUUCACCCCGCACUGGGCACAGGCCCUUGCUCUCUGCGCAUCUGCCCCUUUCCUUGGCUACAGGUGUGGACGUUGCCCCCCAGGGAGGCCGAAUGGACCCCCCUUCUCCUGCCCCAGCCUCCCCCCUACUUGAGGCGGCAGACCUCGUGGCCAUCCCCUCCCUCUGCCCAUCGUUCCUCUUCAUGUAAUAAAUGUUUUAUUUCUGAACCUCCCUGAAUUCCCUUUACUGCCGCUUGGGGCCCAGUUGGAGUCCCCAGCCCCAAGGCCCCGUGAGUCAGCAGCAGCCACAUACCACAGCGGAAUUUAUUGUGUUUUAAGAAAGACUACAAAAAGGUAGAAAACAGCUCGGCACACUAGACUACCACACGCGUGGACACUUUCACGGCCAGGAGAGGGGGGCCCCGAGGGAGUGGGGCGGGGAAGUCGGGGGGCCACCCCAAAAGCUGUAGCACGCGGAGCACACAAAAUAGUGAUUUUUAUACAAUAGGUCAGAUCUUUUUUUGUCUUUUUUUUUGUUUUUUUGCUUUUUGCCAUAAACAUCUAUCUCACAGGUUGAAGACACUGAGAAAACCGGAACAGAUAAGGCCAUGAUGGUUGGAAAAAAAACCAACAAGUUACCAACUCCGCUCAGGCGGCUCACAAAUCGCACAAUAGUCAUGUGGGGGGCGGGUCGCACUGCACGGAGGAGAAGCACAGUCUCCCGGGAGAGAAGGAGCACAGAGGUUCCAUUACAAACCAGAGGCGGGUGGCCUGGGAUGCUGGGGUCUUGGAUCCGAGGGAGCCGAGCCCCUAGCUGGGGCUGGGCCAGGCGUGGGCAUUUCUGGGCCCCACUGCUGGCAGCAGGCCCCUCUGGGCUCCCACCCCCAGCCCAGCCUGCUGCUCUUUGGAAGCUGGAGGCGGUGCCCCCGGCUGCCCUCCCCCCAACCAGGCCAGACAGUGCCCUCCUGAGGGCUGCGGGGCAAGGGAGGGCCCAGCUCUGGAGAAGAUGCGACACCCACGGCUUUAAUUGCACUUAUACCAAGGAGUGGGGAGCGGUGGGGUUGCUGGGGGGAGGGGUCCCGGGGCUGCCGCUGACAGUGGGGGUCCCCAGGUGAUACCCACCUGUGCCCACCUGGGGCUCAGGGUUGGGCCCGGGACAGACUGUGCAAAGCCAGCGAGCUGAAUAAGUUAACAGUUCCACAGGGGAGGGGGCCUGCCUGCCUGCCCCCUGGGACACAGGAGGGUGGGGCUGGGGGAGGGAGAUGCUGAGGCCUUCGGGCCGAGGAGCCUAGCUGGCUGUCCCACGGGGCACCUGGGCACGGCGGCGGGUUCCUUAAGGCACGUCUUGUGUGUCAGUUUGCAGCUGCGGCUCCGCCUGGCCCUGUGAUUGUGCCGCCCCCACUGGGGGCAGGGACCCCCCAGCCUUCCCUGUCUUGGAGGCCCCCUCCCCGCCCGAGGCUGGAACGGUGACAGCGAAGCCACAGAAGCUGUGAGGGACCCUGGCGUGGAUGGGCGGCGGGGGC